Lobosporangium transversale is the source of this 2188-nucleotide messenger RNA. Its product is annotated as WD40-repeat-containing domain protein. The record is from RefSeq and is a predicted model, not a curated record. The transcript has 7 exons. Lineage: Eukaryota; Fungi; Mortierellomycota; Mortierellomycetes; Mortierellales; Mortierellaceae. The coding region runs from base 266 to 2134 and encodes 622 amino acids. Gene Ontology annotation, molecular function: protein binding.
CUUUCUUUUAUUUCCCUUUUUGCUUCUCCACUCUACUCUUUCCACUUUUCUCCUUCUUCUCCAUUUCUCAUUUCCCUUUAUUUGUUCAUUUCUUCUUUCUGUCUCAUUCGUGUCUGUCCCUUUAUUUUUAUUUUUUCUGUGUCGCACCAAGUAGACAUUAAAUUGCUAAAUUUCCCUGUCGAACGCGCCCCCCUCAACACGCCUUUCUCCACCCAUUUUAAACGAGCUGCAUCUAUCCUAUUUUACUUUUUUAUAACAUCCAACCAUGUCUUUGCCCCCUCCUCCUCGCAGGAUACCAUCUGUAUCAUCAAACGCCACCACAAGGCGCCCAAAAGUUAAUCCCAAUUCCUUGGCCUUGACCACCCUGGAUCAACAUCAGGAGGUCGACGAUCAAAAUGUCGACAAAGCCCUGCUUGAACUCUUGUCAAAUACAUGUCUUGACCAUGGGCAGGACCGAGAUUAUAUUCGACAACACUUCUCCAACCAUUAUCACCAUCCCCAAUGUAAGUUCUAUACGCGCCGACGCAGCAUUACUAGUGACUCGAGUCUCGGCUCUGGUUCCGAGAUCUAUUCCACCUCCACAGGAGGCUCCCAAGAAAAUCAAAGAACAAGUCAAGCAACCCAUUCUCCUCUCUUCCCAGAGCUGAGUGCUGAGCCCAUACCAGCUGCCUCCCCUUUACUUGCAACAUCUCCCAUGUAUUUUAAUAGUAGCAAUAACAACCACAACGCAGUUUCAUUUUCGACAGGGCCAUGUCUGUCCUGCCAGUCAUAUUCUUGCCCUUCUAUAAUAGCUCAGGAGGAAAAGAAGGGCAAGGAUGGAGUAGAAAAGACAGCGACCACACUGUUUUGUCCUAGGGGGAGUAGUGAGGUUGGUAUGGAAGGGACAGCCCCGUUCUCAUCCUCAUGCAGUUACUGCUCCAGUCUAAUUGCGAGAAGUAAUAGUAGCACAAGCAUGAUGAUGACGGAUGACAGUCGCAGUACAAGUGAUAUGAGCGUGGUGAGUACUCUGCAUGCACAUGGCCUCCAACACUUAUUAUUCGAUGACCAACGGCUAAAGCAUCUCCGAACUCUUGUCCCGAGCGAAGUGCGACGACGGCUGAGUUUCCAUCUGGAUGAGUGCUGGUUUGUACACUUUUCACCUUCGGCUGAAUAUAUGGCCUCUAUUGGUCUCGAUCAUACAAUCAAUCUCUGGAAAGACUUGACGACUCCAGAUCCAAGCGUGUACAAAACAUUCAGCUUCCCUAGAACAGCGACACAUGUGGAAUGGUCUCCUGACAGUAAAUACGUUCUCGCGAAUUUUGGUAAUGAUAUCUUUCGACCGGAGCUAAUCCCAGAAGUGAAUCUCAUUGACGUUGAGAACGGCGAAAUCCUGAUCAAAAGGAGUUAUAAGAAUGACUUUGGGUACGUUUGGGCAAACGCCAUCGGCUGGUUCUCCGAUUCUGAACGUUUUGUUACUGCCCUUGACGAUGGUCUCUAUUGCAUCUGGAAUGUGAAUGGGGAAAUGGUCAAAGAAUAUGCCAUGGAUAAUGAUCUUACUGCGAGACAUAUGAAAAUGAUUCCAGGAAGGGAUGAGGCUGUCAUCUUGACUAAGGCACAUACUAUAGAGAUCAUCUCAUUUGAGGAGACUGUGAUUGCGAGGAGACUUGACAGCUCUAUUUCGAUCACUAUGUCAAUGACAAUUUCUCCAGAUGGGUCCUAUAUGGCGCUUGGGUCAAAGACUGACAAGGAGCUUCUUCGCCCAGCACAGAUUUUGCUUUAUGAUCUCAGAUCCAUGACAUUCAUGAGAUCAUUUGAGGCUGACUCAUAUAUGAAUCAGACAUUUGUGAUUAUCCCAGCCUUUGUCGGACCUAACCAGGAACUUUUAUGCGCAGGAUCUGAGAAUGGCAAGUUGCAUUUCUGGGAUAUCGAGUCAGGAGAGCUUGUGGAAGUAUUGGAGGAGCACAUGAUGCAUGCAGGAUGCGUGAGCGUCAAUCCGAAGUAUCCAGGCAUGAUUUCCUCCUGUAGCGAUGAUAAUACCAUCAUUAUUUGGGCAACAAAGGAGCUGCAGCUCGAGUUUCGAGAGGAUGAUGAAAAGUGGAUUCAGGAGCAUUCAGCCAUUGCCAUGCCAGCCAUUGAGAUCAAGAAGGGAUGGUAAAGCAAGCGCCUAUCUUGAGAGCGUCCCUUCAUGUCUUGCCGUCUUGCCAUGAGC